Messenger RNA from Chlamydomonas reinhardtii, 1530 nucleotides. RefSeq lists its product as uncharacterized. Bases 72 to 1184 code for a protein of 370 amino acids. The record is from RefSeq and is a predicted model, not a curated record. Lineage: Eukaryota; Viridiplantae; Chlorophyta; Chlorophyceae; Chlamydomonadales; Chlamydomonadaceae. Gene Ontology annotation, cellular component: peroxisome. The transcript is spliced from 8 exons.
UCUCAUAAAAUUACCUAGAUAUUACAUAGCAAGGAACAGAGUUUACUGGAAAUAGCUGAAACGCUGCCCAAAUGGAUGUUGCCGCGUCCAGCGGCCAAAUUGACAUUGUGUCGCUGCGAAAUCGCAAGCAUGGAACAUACACGCACAAAUACACGCCGCGCGAUGCCAUGCUAUACGCGCUAGGGCUCGGGUGCAGCACAACCUGCCCAGGCGACCUGCGCUACAUCUACGAGGGCGCGGGCCGCAGCGGCGCCGCCGGCACCCAGGGCGGCCUCGGCGGCAACCAGCAGCAGGCGGGGCGGGAGGCCGGGGACGCGGGGGAGUUCGCUGUGCUGCCCACGUAUGCCAUCGUGGCGGCCCACCCGGCCCUGGGGCUGGUGCCGCUGGAGAGCUACCUGCCGGGCGGGCUGGACCGGGCGGGCGCGCUGCACGGCGAGCAGUACCUGCAGCUGCUGGCGCCGCUGCCGGCGGAGGGCGGGCAGCUGGUCAGCCGGCCCGAGCUGGUGGACAUGCAGGCCAAGGGCAAGGGCCUGGUGGUGGUGCUGCGCACUGUGACCACGGACGCUGUCAGCGGCCGGGACGUGGCCAUCAACGAGUUCACCACCUUUAUCCUGGGCAAGGGCGACGUGCGCACCCCCUGGCCGCCCGCGCCGCGCCUGCCCGCCGCCGUGGCGCCCAACGAGCCGCCGGCCCGGGCGCCCGACGCCGUGGCAGAGCUGGCCACCUCGCGCGACCAGGCGGCCCUGUACCGCCUCAGUGGUGACUUCAACCCCCUACACAUCGACCCCCAGGUGUCUGCGCGCGUGGGCUUCCAGCAGCCCAUCCUGCACGGCCUGUGCAGCAUGGGCAUCUCGGUGCGCCUGGUGCUGCGGCGCUUCGGCGGAGACGACCCCGCGCGCCUCAAGAGCGUCAAGGUGCGUUUCGCCAAGCCGGUGCUGCCGGGCGAGACCCUGCGCGUGGAGAUGUGGGCGGAGCCCUCCGCGCCGCCCCCCGACACAGACACCUCCGCCGACAGCGCCAGCGCAAGCAUGUUGUCGCGGCGGGAGGCGGCGCCGCUCAAAGUGGUGUUUCGCACCUGGGCCGUGGAGCGCAAGGCCCUGGCCAUUGCCAACGCAGCCGUGGAGCUGCAUCCGGAGGGCCCAGGGGCGGUGGGGGCGGGGGUGGCGCCGCGGCCCCGGUUGUAGGCAGGAUGGGGCUGGGUGGGAGCGGCCUCGCUCGCGGGAGUGCUUGGCUUGGUUGGCUUGGCCCAGGCUGCAUAGGCUGGACUGGUCACUGUCAUGGGCGCGGGGGAGUUUAGCGGGAUGGUGCCCGCUAAUGGAUGCAAGCUGCACGCUUGGGUUGCAGCAGCGUUUGGACUGUGUCAGCGGUGCGGCAGUCGAGCAGUUGCGCUCGGGUGUGGGUGGCGGCGCGGGCCGCGCAGGCUUGGCUGGGGCUGUUUGUGCGCAGACACGAGCGCCGGCGGUGGCUAUGGCUGCUGCGGAGCGCAGCGAAGCGCGGGAUUGGAGGAGGUCUGGACGGUUGAGUUACGAG